Aphanomyces invadans is the source of this 1058-nucleotide messenger RNA. RefSeq lists its product as hypothetical. Lineage: Eukaryota; Oomycota; Saprolegniomycetes; Saprolegniales; Verrucalvaceae. The transcript has a single exon. Bases 80 to 1030 code for a protein of 316 amino acids. Gene Ontology annotation, cellular component: membrane. The record is from RefSeq and is a predicted model, not a curated record.
UGAGAAUGUUGGUACAUCUCCAACGCCGCUUCAAUGGCGCGGUGCCACCUCAUUUUCACAUUUGCAGCGAGCCACCACCAUGCACAUGUUUGCCAAGGUGAUGCUUAUCCUCAUCAACAUUGGGUUCAUCGUUGCCGGGUCCCUCUUGAUCUGGCUCGGAACCAAGUCGCGCAAUGGCCACUGGACCGACAUCUUCUCCACUGGCACCGCCACGGACGUGAAUACGGUCGCCACGGCCAUCAUUGCUCUUGGGGCGUCUGUCAUCGUGAUUGCGUUCUUUGGGUUUGCUGGCGCCGCGUGCCGCAAUCGAUGCCUCCUCACACUCUACUCAAUCUUUGUCGUGUUGGGGUUGAUCAUAUUCGUGGCCAUCACGGUGCUGGGGUUCCUUUCGUCGUCGCAAGCCAACACGUGGAUCGCGAAGUCGUUCCCUGCUGAUCCCGCCGAGACAGACGUUGCCAAGGGAUUUAACCAAGUGUACUGCUACGCUGAAGGCGGGCGCUUCUGCGUCACGAUGCCUGCCAAAGACGCCAUCAAUACAUUCUUUCCGACGGGCAGCGAUGCCACGGUGACUGCUCUUUCCGCAGCCGGCAUUGAUGUAAAUGCCAACACAGGCCUCCUUGGUGUGUGCGACCAAGUGAGCGCCAAGCUUGCCUCAUUGCCGGCAACUGCUGCCGAGAUUGUGAAAAGUGCGCUGCCCAACGAGUACAAGGAUGCUUGUGCGACAUGCCAAGACGUCAAGGCCAACUACGGCGACUACAGCGCCGUUUUCGACUGGGUGGACGGCAAAUGCCCGUUGACGACAGAAACGGCGCAGUGGUGCGGCGCGUUCCUCAUCACAAAGAACCAAUCGUCCGUGUACGAGAAAGCCCCGUACAAGCAGUGCCGCGCCCCCGUCUUGGGACUGUGGAAAGACUACAGCACCCGCGUCGGCAUCGGCGGCAUCGUGCUCUCCGUUUUGUCCCUGCUCUUAAUCGUGCUUUCAUGCAAAGCUGCACGCAACAACGAAUCAGACGGGUACACCGCCGCAUAAUCCAAGUUUUACAACAUUCCAUCUUGCA